AUGACUUCAAAUUCGGACUCCCUGGCCCCUUCCCUUCGGAGAUUCUCAUUCGGCAGCCUGGCGGAGAGAACCAGCCCCGGCGCGGCGUCCGGCUCCCGCCGCGAACGGCCCGACUUCUGGGCGUCGCUGCUGCUCCGCGCCGGAGACAAGGCGGGGCGCGCGGGCGCCGGCGCGGGGCUGCCCCCCUACCACCGGCGCGUCGGCAUGGUCCAGGAGCUGCUGCGGAUGGUGCGCCAGGGCCGGCGGGAGGAGGCGGGGACGCUGCUGCAGCACCUGCGCCAGGACCUGGGCAUGGAGUCGACCUCGCUGGACGAUGUCCUGUACCGCUAUGCCAGCUUCAGGAACCUGGUGGACCCCAUCACACAUGACCUCAUCAUCAGCCUGGCCCGCUACAUCCACUGCCCCAAGCCGGAAGGCGAUGCACUGGGUGCCAUGGAGAAGCUGUGCCGGCAGCUGACCUACCACCUCAGCCCCCACUCCCAAUGGAGGCGGCCCCGGGGGCUGGUGAAGAGGAAGCCGCAGGCCUGCCUCAAGGCCGUCUUGGCCGGGAGUCCUCCAGACAACACAGUGGACCUGUCCGGCAUCCCACUGACCUCUCGUGACCUGGAGCGAGUAACUAGCUACCUGCAGCGCUGUGGGGAGCAGGUGGAUAGCGUGGAGUUGGGCUUCACAGGCCUCACGGACGACAUGGUCCUACAGCUGCUGCCGGCACUCAGCACACUGCCCCGCCUCACCACACUGGCCCUCAACGGAAACCGGCUGACUCGGGCCCUGCUGCGAGACCUCACCGACACCCUUAAAGACCCCAGCAAGUUUCCCAAUGUCACAUGGAUUGACCUGGGCAACAACGUGGACAUCUUCUCAUUGCCCCAGCCCUUCCUCCUCAGCCUGCGCAAACGCUCCCCAAAGCAAGGCCACCUGCCCACCAUCCUAGAGCUGGGUGAGGGCCCAGGUGGUGGGGAGGAGGCCCGGGAUGGCACAGUGGGCCAGGACCCUGGGGGAGGCCCUCUGGCCCUAGCCCAAGAGCACAAGGGCAGGGAGCUUGUAGAUGCAGCUCAGACGUGACAUGCAAGUAGGGGUCCUCACCAAGGAGUCCUUGCGGGGUAGGGUGGCCAAAGCAGGCCCUAUAGGGCUUCUAUAAGGGGGCUCAGGCCUAAUAAUGUCCUGGGGGGCCCCCACCCAUGAUAAACCAGAUUGUAGCAUCUGGAAAAGGGAGAUUGUGUUAAUACUGCUCUUUGGCCCUCUUCAUCUCCCUGUGUCAACCUGUUUAUCUGACUUUUGGCUCCUACAGUCAUUCCUGGCUCAAGAGGUAUCAUUCACUCAGCCUCCCCAAAUUUGGUACAGUAUAGAUGAAGCUUGAGCUAAAGUGCAAGGAGUGUAGAUGAGGUUUUACAUCUAACAUGGGAUUUUCCAAUUCGGCCAUUCCAUUUGAACCUGCUCCAGUCAGGUUGGAAUCUUGACCCUCACUCCUGGCUGCCCCACCUAGACUCUCCCUCCUCCCUUGUGGAACUCCAGUCUAGUUCCUAAUCUGCUUCUCCAUUUCUGUGGCCCACCCUUCUACUGUUCUACCAACUGCCUGGAAGCAGCCAUCGCCGUGGUACCUGUGGGCAAACAGGGUGUCCACUCAAGCCCCACAUCCCUUCACUCCCAUCAACUGACAGACCUUAUGUAGCUGAGUCCUGCUUCUAGGAUUUUAAGUCUUCCACAAAGAUCCUUGUGGAAUCAUAGGUAGUCCUUGAUACUUUGAGCAUUCCCAAUAAACCAUCAGAAAUGCAGGACAAUGUAGAUGAAGCCAACGCUUCAAACUCUUGGCGGAACUAGUGCCUCAAAGUAAGACAGAUGGAAGGGAGCUGUAAACUCAAGGCUUUCAAGGGGAACCAACAUUCUUGAGCCAGAAGAAAAUUGCCCAGAUGCCCAAAAGUUGAUCCAGUACCCAUCAGCAAACAGCAGGGGGUGCUAGAGAGGCAGUUUGAGGCCAGGCAGCAAGAUCCCAACCCAAAAGUGGGGUUUGGUGGUCAGAGACCUUGUAGCUCUAGACAAGUAAAUCAAAAGGAUUAUACCUUGCAUACUUUAUACUCUCUUAUGAAAACAGGUUAAACUGACUCUAGGGGAGUUGACAAUUGCUUAUACCUGCCUGGACUGUUAAUAUGUGACAAUGGUUACCAAAUUUAACUUUUUUCCACAAAUACAUUUUU
Messenger RNA from Condylura cristata (star-nosed mole), 2195 nucleotides. RefSeq names its product leucine rich repeat containing 75A (gene LRRC75A). The transcript is spliced from 5 exons. The record is from RefSeq and is a predicted model, not a curated record. Lineage: Eukaryota; Metazoa; Chordata; Mammalia; Eulipotyphla; Talpidae. The coding region runs from base 1 to 1065 and encodes 354 amino acids.